Molecule: messenger RNA, 1574 nt
Organism: Vigna unguiculata (cowpea)
Lineage: Eukaryota; Viridiplantae; Streptophyta; Magnoliopsida; Fabales; Fabaceae
Product: adenylyl-sulfate kinase 3-like
Biological process (GO): sulfate assimilation
Molecular function (GO): adenylylsulfate kinase activity; ATP binding
Source: RefSeq, a predicted model, not a curated record
AAAGUUGAACAUCAUUAUUAAGACCAACAACAAAUGCUUGGGUUGUGACUACUGACGUGGCAGCACACAUUACUUUUGAAUAUCCGAUGCACCCUACGUAGUUCAGCUCCGGCCACUACCACAUGAUGUGUCUUCCCUUCGCUUCUGCUUCAGUUGUCUGAAACCACAACACUCACUCAUUGGCAUAAAUUUUGUCGACUAUAUAAAUUUCACUGCUCCAGCAAAUUUCUUCUACUAACUCCAUAUAUCACAUUUCACAGGGAAAUCUACCUUCGCAAGAGAUGAUCAGCGUUGUACAAGCACUGUACCCGCCGUGUACUUGCAGAAUGUUGCAGAUCGUCGAAUGCGGACAUUCGGCGGAGAAGUUAGGGUUCACAAGAUUCUGUGGAAUCGAAGCCAUUGGAUUAAGCCGUAAUCGUAAAAGUUUGUUGAAGCCGAUUCUGGCAAAGGAAGAUAAUGGCGCGUCUCGGAUCGAGGACGGACAUCAAGUGAAGAAGCCGAAUGGCCUGGCACCUUUGGCUAAUCACUCUGCUGCAUUAAUCGGUAAAAAUCUCAGCGAAAAGUCUAGUAUUGGGAAUUCGAUGAACAUUUUGUGGCACGAAUGUCCUAUCCAGAAACUUGAUAGAGAGCAUCUUCUUCAGCAAAAGGGCUGCGUCAUUUGGUUAACGGGUCUCAGUGGUUCAGGAAAAAGCACUCUGGCAUGUUUUUUGAGUAGAAGCUUGCACUCCAGAGGAAAGUUGACUUAUAUCCUUGAUGGGGACAAUAUGAGACAUGGUCUAAACCGUGAUCUUAGUUUUAGAGCAGAAGAUCGUUCAGAGAACAUACGAAGGAUUGGUGAGGUUGCCAAACUCUUGGCAGAUGCAGGUCUUAUUUGUAUCGCUAGUUUAAUAUCACCCUACCGAAAGGAUAGGGAUGCUUGUCGAGCUUUAUUGCCAAAUGGAAAUUUUAUCGAGGUUUUCAUAGACGUGCCACUAGAGGUGUGUGAAGCAAGGGAUCCGAAGGGACUCUACAAGCUAGCUCGAGCUGGAAAGAUCAAAGGUUUCACGGGGAUAGACGAUCCGUAUGAACCACCGUCCAGCUGUGAGAUAGUUUUACAACAACAAGGAAGUGAAUGUACGUCACUGGGUGAUAUGACAAAAAUAGUAAUAUCGUACUUGGAUAAAAAUGGAUACCUCCGAGCCUGACAUUACCUGAAUGGGGUUUGUCUUCUUCCCUGUUUCUUGUCGUAGGUAUUAAUGUAUGUAACACAGUGUGAGGCACAAAAAAUCUGCUAAUUCCAGCAGCAAGGAAAUCAUCGUUUCCUUCUCAUUUGCUUCUAUCUGGUAGCAAGGCCCAUGAAAAAUUGUUAUUCACAACUCCAUUGUAUUCGACUUCAUUAUGUAGGUGGAAGUAGUUGAGGUAGACAUAUGAGUAAAGUGUUGGUGCUGAUUGGUAUUGGGGUGUAGGGAAAAGGAAGUAAGAAGUUAACGUAUAUAUUCCUUUAGCAUAUUUUUCAUUGAAUGUGUACUUAGUAAGGUGGUAAAUGCUCCGUAUCCUACCGUCCAAUAAAUAUUCACCUCGUAUUUUUAUUUAUA